AAGUUGUAGCAAAAGAGUUCAUAGAUACCCAAAGCAACAUGGACGAUAUCUCUUUUUGAAAUGCUAAGAAGAUCAGAUCGACUCAGGUUCUUUCUUCCACAGAUUCCAGAUUCCCAGAAAACUGCCUUAUAAGGAGUGCCUGUGUUGCAAACUCACCACCAGGAUGAGGUUGAAGCAGCUCCUAAUUAGCUUUCCUGUCGAGAAGAUACUCUGGUACUAGCUUUCUACUAGCUUUCAGGGAAGCUAUUAUUGAAGCAAAUCAGAUUUUCAGAAGAUCAGACUUUGCGGUACAGGUUUUGUGAGCAGGAAAUGUAUCAUCUUAACCAUGGAGGAAACAGCCUCAUUUCAUACAGGACAUCAUUUCCUGCAGAAAGAAAUUUGUUUCUUGCAGCAGAAACUUGUCCAGGAGACUCAGGUUUGGUUCUCUCAACUGACGCAAAGCCUAGACUAAAAUGGACUCCUGAGCUCCAUGAGCGCUUUGUGGAAGCAGUGAAUCAACUUGGUGGACCUGAGAAGGCUACACCAAAAACAGUCAUGAGGCUUAUGGACAUCCCAGGACUCACUUUAUAUCACCUUAAAAGCCAUCUUCAGAAAUACAGGCUCAGCAAGAAUCUCCAUGUUCAAGCUAAUGGCGCCGGCUGGGCCAUGAGAAAUGUGAUAGGUCCUAUCGCUGCACCAGACAGAACAACCGAAGGUAGUGUGUCCACAGUAAACAAAAUGAAUGCUGGCUCCCAUGGCAGCAAACCGGUGAAGAUAAGUGAGGCACUUCAGAUGCAAAUAGAGGUGCAAAGACGAUUGAAUGAGCAAAUUGAGGUGCAACGACAUUUGCAAAUGCGAAUAGAAGCCCAGGGAAAGUACUUACAAUCAGUGCUAGAAAAAGCUGAAAUAACUCUUGGGAAGCAGAACUUGGGCACUGUGGGCAUUGAAGCUACCAAAAUACAGGUCUCUGAGCUUGUCUCAAAGGCUUCAAAGGAAUGUACAAAUGCAUUUACAGGCUUAGAGGAAAUUCCUGAUCUGCAUAGCUUCCAUGGAAAUGCAGCCCAGUUUGCUGACUGCUCCGUUGAUAGCUGCUUGACCACAUGUGAAGGAUCCAAUAUGAUUCUGAGAGCUUACCAUGGCAACUUAUCACCAAGCACAGCAAAAAUGGAGAAGAAUUCAAGACUUGAACAGAUCCAAUCCACCUGGUGUGGAGAGUUUUUGAAUGGUCACAGAAUUUUUUCCCAAACUAUGGUGAAAGACUCAGGCCAUGGUGGUUUGCCAGUGGAAAGAGACUCCAUUCAAAAAGAGACUGCAAAAGGAAGCAACAUGACCAAAGCUUGCCAUGGGGAAAGGGAGGAUCAGGAAGCUUAUCUUGAACAACCAGGUAAUAGAAGAUCUUCGUUCAAACAAAGAAACCCAAAGAUGUUCAAUAAUUAUGGACUAACUUGUGCUAGGAGACAACUGGAUCUAAAUGUUCAAGAUGCCAACAACCUUACUGCUCCAGAUUACAAAGAGUUUGAUCUCAACUGUUUCAGCUGGAGCUAGCACUUUGACAGAACUAGUAUUCUAAGCUAACAGCAUUUUAUUAUCUCCUACGCAGAGGUAACUAAAUGCUCCCUCCAGUUUACUGUUUAAACAUAUAGGAAAUAAAGAAGGAUCAGUUUUAGUAUCUCACGUUUGCAGGCCAAUAAUUGAGCUCAGUGGUAACUUAUGAGCAUGGAAAUGGUGAUUCAAAGCCAUUUUCGUUGGUAGAACUGAGCAAAUUUGUAUAAAUGAGUUUACAAAGAAUUUAUGAGGAAAUACAGUUAUUCA
This is a messenger RNA of Dendrobium catenatum, 1791 nucleotides long. RefSeq names its product myb-related protein 2-like. NCBI's taxonomy places the organism in Eukaryota, Viridiplantae, Streptophyta, Magnoliopsida, Asparagales, Orchidaceae. The record is from RefSeq and is a predicted model, not a curated record. The coding region runs from base 310 to 1524 and encodes 404 amino acids. Gene Ontology annotation, molecular function: DNA-binding transcription factor activity; DNA binding. The transcript has 7 exons.